Messenger RNA from Rhodamnia argentea, 3412 nucleotides. RefSeq names its product probable receptor-like protein kinase At1g30570. Gene Ontology annotation, molecular function: transmembrane receptor protein tyrosine kinase activity; ATP binding. Lineage: Eukaryota; Viridiplantae; Streptophyta; Magnoliopsida; Myrtales; Myrtaceae. The transcript has a single exon. Gene Ontology annotation, biological process: protein autophosphorylation. Bases 647 to 3184 code for a protein of 845 amino acids. The record is from RefSeq and is a predicted model, not a curated record. Gene Ontology annotation, cellular component: plasma membrane; plasmodesma.
UUUUAUGGGAAGCAGCUUCAUACCAAAGCAAAAGAAACUUGGGAUCAGCUUCUCCAUCCUAUUGCCAUUCCGGGACCUUCGGUUUCUGUACUCCACCGAAAGCGUUGUCCUUCGCCUGUCAUUUUCCAAGAUAUUAUCCACCUCUCUCCAUGGCGGUCUCGUGUGCUUACAGCUGAAGCUCUCAACUUUCUCCGCCACAUCGAUAGUCUUGUUCAAAUCAUUCUUCUCCAUGUUGCUUUUUUCCCUUUUUUUGCUGGCUCUGUAGAAGUUCAGAUCUGUGGGGCGAUUUGGGUCUGCCCAUUUGAAGAAGUAAGUUCAGUCAUCCCCAGAAGGAAAAAGUUGCAGGCGGGGGUGUCUCAUCUUUCCCACAAUGUUGGGCCCGACAGGUUAGAGUCGAAGAGAUGGAAUUCGGACCAAUGCCCGUUUGGGCUUUGAUGACAGACUUCACUUCAAAGUGAGGCCUUUUUGAUAAGAAUCGUCAUCCUGGGUAUGUAGAGUUUUGUGCAUUGGGGAGAUAAUUUUUGAAAUUUUCUCAAUCACUGGAGUUUUGUGAAUCUUUCUUGUGCUGCUGAACAUCAUCGUUGUUGGGUCACUCCGUUCGGUUUUUUUGGAUUUGAGAGAUUGUUGCUAGUGGGUUUUUGAGGGAAUGCAGAUGGGAAAGUUAGCAACUUUGGUCUUGCUAUAUGUAGUGUCCUUUUGUUCAAUGGUUGGAACUGGUGAAGUCCAGUUGAAGACUGUCCUGAUAAAUUGUGGCACAAAUUCUAGUUUUGAUGUGGAUGGCAGGAGAUGGGUUGGUGACUUGGCUGCUAACAAUAAUCUUACCCUUAGUUCAGCUGCGGCGGCGGACACCACCGCAGCGCUGAGCAGGAAUACUUCUUUAGGUCCACUCUACGGAUCUGCCCGUAUUUUCACAGGUGGAUUGAACUAUACCUUUCAAGGAGUUCAAGGGGACUAUUUUGUUCGGCUUCAUUUGUGCCCAUUCACCUUCGAUCAUUAUAAUGCAAACGGAUCUGAGUUCAGCGUUGCAGCGAACGGUUUGGAACUGCUGUCGCAAUACAGUGUUCCGGGUGAUAUCGCAACCAAGAACCCGGACUUGCUGAGUUCGGAAAGCAAUGGUUCGUCCUAUCUGAUCAAAGAGUUUUUCCUCUCCAUCAGUUCGAACGAGCUCGUCAUCGAGUUUCUUCCAUCAAAAGGGUCAUUCGGGUUCAUAAAUGGACUAGAACUGGUGGUUUCAGAGGAUGACCUAUUUGCGGGUGCAAUCACUAAAGUCGGAGGGAAUAUUGUGAAUCUGAAUCUGAGCGGACGAGGUAUGGAAACAAUGUACAGGUUGAAUGUUGGGGGGUCUCAGAUCAAACCCAGUCAAGAUCCGGAUCUCUGGAGGACAUGGGAGGUUGAUACUAGCUACAUGACCAAUGUCGAUGCUGGCUCUCAAAUGAAAAACGAUUCCAAUAUCACUUAUGCUUCUUCGAAUGACUCUUCCGCAGCUCCCCUUCUUGUGUAUGAAACAGCAAGAACUAUGUCCAACACCCAAGUUCUUGAGAAGAGGUUCAAUAUGUCGUGGAAACUUGCGGUGGAUCCGGGUUUUGAGUACCUGGUCCGGUUACAUUUCUGCGAGCUGCUCUUUGGACAGCCUAACCAGAGAAACUUCAGAAUCUACGUGAACAACAGGACUGCGGCCGAUAACUUUGAUAUCUACGCCCGAGCCGGAGGGAAGAACAAAGCAUAUCACCAGGACUAUUUGGAUGCAGUGUCGUCAAACACGUUGUGGAUUCAGCUCGGGCCUGACACGGCCACUGGUGCAUCCGGAACUGAUGCUCUCUUAAACGGUCUGGAGAUAUAUAAGCUGAGCCGAAAUGGAAAUCUUGCCUAUGUAGGAACAUUCAAUUCAGCUGAAAACAAGACAAACAACCCGAAAGCUCGUGUUCUCUUGGUUGGAAUUGGAGCUGGUAUAGGCUCUGUACUGAUCCUUGCAUUAGUAGCUACCGUCAUCUUCCUUCUGAGGAAAAGGCGGAGAAGUGAGAUCGGAAGUAAAAAUAACGCUCCUGGGUGGCGGCCGCUCUUCCUUCAUGGGGCCAUAUUGAAUACAACCACUAAUGCCAAGGAAGCAGCGGGAACCAAGAAACAGAAUGGGUCUGUGGCCUCGAUGAGAAUGGGGAAGCGAUUUACAGUAGCAGAAAUUAGAGCAGCAACAAAGAAUUUCGAUGAGAAAAUGGUCAUCGGAGUAGGGGGCUUCGGAAAGGUGUACAGAGGCAAAAUUGAAGAUGGCACGCUCGCCGCCAUUAAGCGUGCCCAUCCUCAGUCGCAGCAAGGCCUCACCGAGUUCGAGACGGAGAUCGAGAUGCUUUCGAAACUGAGGCAUAGGCAUCUGGUCUCCAUGAUUGGGUUCUGCGAAGAACAAAACGAGAUGAUUUUGGUGUACGAGUAUAUGGCCAACGGAACUCUGAGAAGCCAUCUCUUUGGCAGUGCUCUUCCACCGUUGAGUUGGAGGCAGCGACUGGAGGUCUGCAUAGGAGCUGCUCGAGGACUGCAUUACCUCCAUACUGGAGCCGACCGAGGAAUAAUCCAUAGGGAUGUCAAGACAACUAACAUUCUACUCGACGAAAAAUUCGUGGCGAAGAUGUCCGAUUUCGGAUUGUCCAAAAUAGGUCCUGCCCUGGAACAUACCCAUGUCAGCACUGCAGUGAAAGGGAGCUUCGGAUAUCUCGAUCCUGAAUACUUUCGGCGACAGCAAUUGACACAAAAGUCCGACGUAUACUCUUUCGGCGUCGUUCUAUUUGAAGUCAUCUGUGCUCGGGCUGUCAUAAAUCCAAGCUUACCAAAGGAUCAGAUAAAUCUUGCGGAAUGGGCUUUACGAUGGCAACGGCAGAGAUCGCUGGAUACCAUCAUUGAUCCACGUCUCAUUGGACAAUAUUCAUCAGAGUCGAUGAAGAAGUUUGGGGAGAUAGCAGAGAAGUGUCUUGCUGACGAGGGGAGGAGCCGACCGACCAUGGGAGAGGUUCUGUGGCACUUGGAGUACGUCUUGCAAAUCCACGAGGCUUGGUCUCGAGCAAAUGACAAAGAAAGUUCAUCCCUCACUGUCGAGAGUUUGAAAGAUUGCCAAGCGGGAGGAGCGGAGGAGAGGCAAAACCCUCUGUUUACGGACCCAGAUUUGGCAAUUAGCAUGAGACAAAGAGGGAAACGGUGAAUCUGCAGCCAGAGAUGAAUAAAGAGUGGGAGUUCAUCAGCCUGAUAUUUUAUGAGAUCUCAGGGGAGAGAACACACGGUACACGGCUAGCAAGGGGUACAGACUGCGCAUUUUAUAUUCUUUUAUAUGUUCUUCCUAAUUCAUUCCCAUUCGUUUCAUUCAAUUUCGGGCUACCUGUAAGGCUCAUAAUUGCUCUAAGAAUCCUCAGGGGUUCCAGUCGUAAGAAAA